AUGCAUCCAAUGUCUAUGUCGUUUGGUAACGAUCAACAGGAAGCAGUUGCAACUGACGGAGGUUUCAUUGCUAAUAAUAUUAUUUCUGAUUUUGAUCAGACUUGCCAAAACGGUAUUAUUAAUAAUGUAACCGUUGAAGGAAAUAAAUUGAACGAAACAGGCAAUUAUCAAACGGUUUAUUCAGAAUAUCAACCUUUAGUUGGAAGUUCGGUAGGCAUGACAGCACCAAUCGUUCCACCCGCUUCUACACCAGCUUCUUACCAACAAUUAAAUCAGAUGUCACCGCAACAAACAAUUGCAUCAGCAAGUCAAUUCGAUCAUAUCACAGUUAUGACAAAUUUGCAACAGCCGUCUGAUUUAUACACCGGAAUCCCCGGGAUCCCUGUAUCUUCAGUUUCUAAUGGGAUAGCUUAUACGAUUCCUAAUUCGACAAAUAAUGCCGCACUUCAAAUUUAUCCUCCGUCAGCAAUAACACAGCAAGUGCAGCAAUCGGUUCCAGCGCUAAAUGCAGUACCUCCGACAGCGAUGCAAAAUCGACCGGAUUAUAAUAGCAUGCAGCGCUUACAAACCUCUCGUGCCAAUAAUAGUCGAACCAAAACGACGACAUAUCCAUCCUUAUUGCCAGUAAGUGGACGUGGUUCCAACCGACAGAUUGCUAAUAUAUCUGUUGUUAAUGAUGAUGGACCAACCGUACGACAGCAUUUACAACAACAACACAGAGCUCGUCUACAACAACAAUUAGCUAUGCAGGAAAAAGCGAAAAUGGAUAAGGACGAUUUAAUGACCGAAUAUUCCGGUAUGUUGUCACCGGCUGUCGAUAAGAUGUCACCGGUAUCAACCACCAUGAAUUUGCCAACACCAGGUCCAGCAAAUAUGCUCGUAUCAGCACCUAUGAAUAUACCUGCAGCGCCAUCAAUGAAUAUAUCUGCAGCACCACCAAUGAAUAUACCUUCAUCACCAUCAAUGAAUGUACUCACUUCGCCAUCAAUGAAUAUACCUGCCUCGCCAUCCACAAAUGUACCUGUAUCACCAUCGAUGAAUAUACCUCCGUCGCCCUCCAUGAAUAUUUCACGUGUUUCACAGAUGCCGCCACGACAGCAAUACAUUCCUCGUUUGGCUCCUCAGAAACCACGAAUUAUGGCAGAUCGUGUUCGGCGAAUGCCGAUCUAUGAUAACCAUGCAUAUCAACCAACACCAUCGUUUUGCCCACAGAAGGAGCGUUCUGCUGAAAUUCAUGAGGAAGCCAUUCAGCGCGCGGCUGCUGUUUAUAAUCAAAUCAGAGGGCAGAAGUAUCAUCCACCUGGUGCUAAUCCUAGCCAGCCUAGAAAUAUGGCAUAUCCUCGAUCUCCUACCGCAACAGCUACUGCUGAGACAUCGGUUGAAGCUGCCCAGAAGAAAUCACCAGUAAGAAAAAGAAACCAUUCGAUGAUGUCAGCUUCACAGGUCCGUGUUACUGUACUUGGUACACAAUCAGAGCCAGCCACACAGCAAAUUAUUACAGAAAGUGACCAUGUCUUGCCAAUUCAUGGAAUUGCUGGUCUUCCGAAACAGUCUCGUAUUGAAAUGGUGGAAGCGGGACCUGGAAAAGAUGCUAUUCCUCGCACCGGCGAGGAGAAACCACCUUGGCAGUUCGUUCGUACAACUAACAAUGCUGUCGCCAUUGGUACAUCGCAAACAUUAGAAGAGGGCUCAAAGAAUGACGUUGGAAUAGAUCCCUCCAGUGCGCAGAAAUCAUUCUCUAUUCAGAUUAGUAAUAACAGUUUCUCUUUGCCAUCUGCCGAACCGCUUCUUACGGAACCAAUUGGUUCGUCUACCAGUUGUUCAGAAUUGACCAUGAUGUCUGGUCCAUCUGAUCUAGUCACAGGUCCACCUAUUCCUCCUGGAAAUGGUAAUCAUCUAUCUGAAUCAAUACGUGAGGUAAUGGCACAGGUUGAUGAUGACGUAUUAAACUACACACGUGAGGCGCAAUAUAUUCGUAAACUGUACUUUAUGAAGCGAUUGGUUGAAUCUCUUGUUAUUAAAAACGGCGCGUUGUGUGACGAAGUGUCACGUUUGAAUCAGCGUAUUCGAACAGUGAUGGAAGAAAGAAGAGUUUUGGCAAAACGAUUGCAGCAUCAUGAGCGUAAUCGAAUUCGUAGAAUUCAAACCAAGUUAAAGAAACAAGCAGCCGCUCGAGCUGCAAAAACGAAUGAAUCACAGUUAAUCCCCGUGUCAGCAACAAGUGGAACAGAAGGUUUACCAGCUGGUGAUAUCGAAACUUAUGAAAGUGACGAUUCUGAUAAGACAAUUGUUUCUAGCUGCGCGGCUUCCCCCAAUACGAGCGCGUCAAUGUCUCGUGUCGAAACGCCGGAACCAGCUUCACGCAAUCAAGAAUUCUUAUCGAAAGUGAUGCUUGUCAACACCGUCGUUCAGGACGGUGCAAAAUUUAAAAUAAAAAGUGGUAUGCGUCGUCAACUUUCAGCUAAACGUUCUCUUAUUGACCGCAAAGAAAAAAAAGUUUCGUCAAAUUAA
Messenger RNA from Cercopithifilaria johnstoni, 2511 nucleotides. Lineage: Eukaryota; Metazoa; Nematoda; Chromadorea; Rhabditida; Onchocercidae. The record is from the annotation of a GenBank genome assembly.